Serendipita indica DSM 11827 is the source of this 957-nucleotide messenger RNA. The record is from the annotation of a GenBank genome assembly. Lineage: Eukaryota; Fungi; Basidiomycota; Agaricomycetes; Sebacinales; Serendipitaceae.
AUGCCUCAUGCGAUUCGGAAGGCCCUGUGCGAAGCAAACAUGAAGAUGCCAAAUAUAGAUGGGAUUGCCUUCACACGAGGACCGGGAAUGGGAGGCUGCCUCUCCGUGUCAAUGAAUGCUGCCAAGGCAUUAGCUGCAGCUCAUGAAAAACCAAUUAUUGGAGUGCAUCACAUGCAAGGGCACGCUUUGACCCCUCAGCUGACCAACGGAGAUGAGAUGGAUGGAUACCCGUUUCUCACCCUGUUAAUAUCAGGUGGUCAUACAAUGAUCGCGCUCGUGCGUUCUGCCACAGUAUUCAAGAUCAUGGCAUCGACCGUGGAUAUUGCAAUCGGAAAUGCAUUCGACAAAGCAGCUCGACUACUUGGUGUCGUUCCUGAUCCCGGUAAAGGAUACGGUCACGCAUUAGAAGCUUUUUGCAGGACCGGUGACGAAGCCGGAGAGCCUGCUCACUUGCCCACUGCAGGAAGACCAACCUUCGCACCCCUAUCGUAUAGCAUUCCGAAUCCUCAUCAACCUUCCCAAUUCUCAUAUGCUGGGUUAACAUCCGCUGUUCAACGCGCUCUCAGGGACGAUACUGUCGAUAAGCAAGGGAUUGCCCGUGCAUUCCAAAACGCCGCUUUCGCACAGCUCAUCCACAAGUUGAAUAAUGCGAUACAAGAGUGUCAACGGGACGGUGUCUCGAUACAAGCAGUGGUUGUGAGUGGAGGUGUGGCCAGUAAUCUGACCCUUCGUCAAAGGCUUCGGGAGACGGCCUUUGUCGGCGUCAACGGCAAGCCUCCUCCCCGAUUCAUCUUUCCUCCGCCCGAGCUCUGCACAGACAAUGCUGCUAUGAUCGCUUGGGCGUCAAUGCAUAGAUUUCUUCAGCAUGAUUUUGAUGACUAUAGUAUUCAACCACUUGCAACCUGGGAUCUUGAGAGCAUUGGCGCUCAGAAUGAAGGCGCACUUUCCACGACCUAG